Pelecanus crispus (Dalmatian pelican) is the source of this 785-nucleotide messenger RNA. Lineage: Eukaryota; Metazoa; Chordata; Aves; Pelecaniformes; Pelecanidae. The record is from RefSeq and is a predicted model, not a curated record.
AUGCUGGCGGCCUGCGCCCGGCCCUGCCUCCGGGAGGGCGAGCGCCCGAGGGCAGGCGGUGCAGCCACCCUGCAAGCCGGAGGGCAGACGGGCAAGCUGAUGUAUGUGAUGCACAACUCCGAAUAUCCCCUCAGCUGCUUUGCUCUCUUUGAAAAUGGUCCCUGCCUCAUAGCAGAUGCCAACUUUGAUAUCCUUAUGGUGAAGUUGAAAGGCUUCUUCCAGAAUGCCAAGGCGAACAAGAUAGAGAGCCGGGGCACCCGCUACCAGUACUGUGACUUCUUGGUGAAGGUGGGCACGGUUACAAUGGGGCCCAGUGCACGUGGGAUAUCUGUGGAGGUGGAGUACUGCCCCUGCGUGAUAGCCAACGACUGCUGGAACCUGCUCAUGGAGUUCAUGCAGAGCUUCAUGGGGAACCACACUCCCGGUAUCCCGUCCGUGUUUGGCACCAAGCACGACAGCAUCUACAGCCCAGCGGACACGAUGGUUCAGUACAUGGAGCUGUUCAACAAGAUCCGCAAGCAGCAGCAGGUGCCUGUAGCGGGGAUCAGAUGAAAGGACUCCCUGGAGCCCCAUUUAGAGCGACUGCGUCCUUGUUUCUGCCUCCCCAUCUGGAUCAGGAGUCCCUCCAAAAAGCGGCACUGGAGGCAGCCCAAGGUUUUUUAUUUUUUUCUCAAUCUCUUCCCCCCGUUUCAAAGCAAAGUUCUUGAAUGUUGUGUGUAUUUCUUAUUGUCCUCCUUCAUGUUUUUGAGCGUGUCUGGGAUCAGGCCUGUGGUUCUGAUGAUUCU